AUGCCCCGCUCCCAGGAGCCGCCCGGAGUCCCGCGCCCGGACUUUGCCAUCGGCGGGGGGCCAGCCCUGGGAGCGCCCGGAAUGCGUCCUGCAGCCGCAGCCUGAGGCCUGCUCUGCCCUGUGUCUUUCAAGCUUUAUCCCUUGCGGGGAAUGUGACCGGGACUGAGGGGCCACCAGAAGCAUGGAGACAGUGGUGAUCGUUGCCAUAGGUGUGCUGGCCACCAUCUUUCUGGCCUCGUUCGCAGCCUUGGUGGUGGUUUGCAGGCAGCGGUACUGCCGACCUCGGCCCCGGGACCUGCUGCAGCGCUAUGAUUCCAAGCCCAUUGUGGACCUCAUCGGUGCCAUGGAGACCCAGUCUGAGCCCUCUGAGCUGGAACUGGACGACGUCGUCAUCACCAACCCCCACAUCGAGGCCAUUCUGGAGAACGAAGACUGGAUUGAGGAUGCCUCGGGUCUCAUGUCCCACUGCAUUGCCAUCUUGAAGAUCUGUCACACUCUGACAGAAAAACUUGUUGCCAUGACGAUGGGCUCAGGGGCCAAGAUGAAGACUUCAGCCAGCGUCAGCGACAUCAUCGUGGUGGCCAAGCGGAUCAGCCCCAGAGUGGACGAUGUUGUGAAAUCGAUGUACCCGCCGCUGGACCCGAAGCUCCUGGAUGCACGGACAACGGCCCUGCUCCUGUCUGUCAGUCACCUGGUGCUGGUGACCAGGAAUGCCUGCCACCUGACCGGGGGCCUGGAUUGGGUAGACCAGUCGCUGUCCGCUGCUGAGGAGCACUUGCAAGUCCUUCGAGAAGCGGCCUUGGCCUCUGAGCCAGAGAAAGGCCUCCCAGGCCCUGAGGGCUUCCUGCAGGAGCAGUCGGCCAUCUAGUGCCGGCUGGCCAGCCGCUGACCACAAGGGCCGGCCUGCUGCUGUCUGCGGGCGGCCCGGCCGAGCCUUCCACUUUUCCUGUCGUUAGUUCCGCACGGCUCGGGGUCCAGCCGUGUGCAUCAUAAAUCAGGAGAGCCCGUGGGUUGAUGCCUCUGUUGCAGUUGCAGAUGGUGGCUGGCGAGUGGCAGUCUGACACCACAGUUAGGGGAGACGCCAUUCACCGUCUGCCAGCCCUCUGAGCACUGGUGGACUCUAACCUUUAUUCGGCUCACCUGGUGCUUUCGGGGAAACUGAGCCACCACCUGAGAAUCAGGAGGUUUCUCAGCACAAUCAGCAUUUCUGGCUUCCCUUGAACAAUCAGAAGGUGAGGCAACUCUGACCUGCAUUUUCCAAAGAGGACAAUCAAUUGGAACUAAGUAGGAGUAGCCCUUUUUUUUUUUUAAUCCUCACC
Myotis lucifugus (little brown bat) is the source of this 1319-nucleotide messenger RNA. It is a transcript of the gene TMEM98, whose product is annotated as transmembrane protein 98. The coding region runs from base 182 to 868 and encodes 228 amino acids. Lineage: Eukaryota; Metazoa; Chordata; Mammalia; Chiroptera; Vespertilionidae. The record is from RefSeq and is a predicted model, not a curated record. Gene Ontology annotation, cellular component: endoplasmic reticulum. The transcript has 7 exons.